UGUUUCGUCCGCUCCCACACGCCUUGACCUGACUGUCAGCCGGCGGGCCUCGCCCCUCUCGCCGCCCUGCCGGUGCGUUCCUGUCUCGGGCGGAGCUUGAGGCGAGGCGGAAGCGGCUGGGCUCUGGCGGAUGGCAUGGCAGGCACCAGCGGCAGCGGCAUGGUCGGCACUGAGCACCUGUUUAAGGUGCUGGUGAUCGGGGAACUGGGUGUCGGCAAGACCAGCCUCAUCAAGCGCUACAUCCACCAGCUCUUCUCCCAGAACUACCGCGCCACCAUCGGCGUCGACUUCGCCCUGAAGGUCCUGCACUGGGAUUCCAACACUCUGAUCCGCCUCCAGCUCUGGGACAUCGCAGGUCAGGAACGAUUCGGGAACAUGACAAGGGUUUAUUACAAGGAAGCAGUUGGAGCUAUUGUAGUCUUUGAUGUAUCUCGGCGGUCAACAUUUGACGCUGUUCUGAAAUGGAAAAGUGACUUGGACAAAAAUGUGAAGCUGCCCGAUGGGAAGCCAAUCCCUGCCGUGCUUUUAGCAAACAAGUGUGAUCAGCAGUGGGACGGUUUGGAGAAUAAUCCCACCUCAAUGGACCGCUACUGCAAGGAAAAUGGUUUUGUAACUUGGUUUCAAACUUCGGCAAAGGACAACAUAAAUGUUGAUGAAGCUAUGAAAUUCUUGGUGGGGAAUAUUCUGUCCAUCGAAUGCAUCCACCAUCUAUCAGAGGACACCAAUGCAGACGAUAUAAUUAAAUUAACGGAGGGUACUGAAGAGUCUGAGAGCAAGUCACAAUGCUGCUAACACACCAUGUUUGUCUUCUACAACUGUCUAACUAUCCAUUUUGGAAAGCACAAUAUCCGGGUGACCGUUCCUACACAACGAUGAACUUGGAUGAUUAUUAAACAAAACUAAUGGGCAGGAGCAUGAUUUAGGCUAACAUCUAUUUAAAAUGAAAAUAUUAUCAUAGUUUUAAUUAAAAGUGGAAUGGUAGAAUGGUAAGAGUAAUACAUUCUCCAUUUUUGUAUUAUGCUUUUGAAAUAACUUUAAAAUAUACUUAUUUUGUCAGUUUUUCAAGAAGAAUCUAUUUUGUGUAGUCUAUCUCGUGUUAUCUCAGUAUUUCUGGUCUCAGGUGCCUGCUUCUGACCAAUUCAAAGACAGGAGAAUAGGGUUGAGAGGGAAAAUAAAUCAGUCACGAUCAAAUGGCAGAGCAGACUUGAUGGCCUAAUUGUGGUCCUAUGUCUUUUGGUCAAUAGCAGUAUUUUACUUAAGUUUACUAAACGGUUUAAGAUGUGGCACAGUUGUUAUGACAUCCUGUGAAAUGUGUUGUAAACCUGGUGAGAUGCUUCAAAUAUGGGUUUUAUGCAAUACUUGUCACUACAGCAAAUUCACAUCUUCCUGGAGUAUCCUGGCUUUAAUGGUUUGUGAAUUUCCCAAAUUCUUGGCUGCAGCAGCUCAUGGCUGUUAAUUUCAAUCUGAUAGUCAACAGAAGUAGGUAGGAAUUUACUGGUAUUCAAACUCUCAGGUAUAGUCCCACUUACUCACCCUCCCAAGCACAAAGACCAUCUCCUUCCAUGUUUCAUUAGUGUCUGUCACUGCUCUGUGUUUAACCUGCCUUCUUCUGACGCCCUCACCUCUCUGAUUGUUGUUUCCAGUCUUGACGGGAAGUGAAUGUGGCUGAUUGUUUCUGUGCUUAUAAAUCUGAUAAACUUCAACCGAAGUGACCUUGACUUGAACUAACCUAGCACGCACCAUUUCCUCGUUCCACAUCUUGUACAGGCUUCCAGUGUACUUGAAGUGAAAAUUUUUAUCCUUGCAAUCAGAACUUUUGGUAGCUUCUAUAUCUCUCUAUUUCUUUAUCCCAAAAUCCUGCAUUCUCCCAAUUCUAGUCUCUUAGUAGCUUUCACCAACUUUUGAGUGCAAAUGAAGGCAUUUGUACUUUCAAAUACCUGGGCUUUGAGCACUGGAAGUCUCUCCUUAAAAAUUAUCUUCUCCCUAAGAAAAAUCUGCCUCAAGGGUAUCCCUGUGUACUUUGUGCCUUUUCAAACGUGUAGUUUGAAACUCUCAGAGAGUCUCUAUUCUGCACAGAGUCAGAGAGAGGAAGGUGACAGUCCGACCUCGGGAAACUGGAGGAGAAAGCAUAAAGUCCUAGGGCAUGGGAACAGUCUAGUCAGCCCACUGUCCACUGGGACCAUGACAUGCCCAUUAACACUUAUCCCAUCAGUCUCCCAUGGAUUCUAUCCCUCAGCCACAGACCAGGGUAAUUUACAAUGGCUAAUUAACCCUAAUCCCAUCAGUUUCCCACAGAUUCUAUCCCUCAGCCACAGACCAGGGUAAUUUACAAUGGCUAAUUAACCUACCAACUCACGUCUUUGGGACGGAGCAGAAACUGAAGCACCAAGUGGUCACAGGAGGAACGUGCAAACUCCACAUUAACAGCAUUGAAAAUCAGGACUGGUCCCAGUUCACUGUAAGGUAACAGCCCUGUCUGUAGGCAGUCCAAUGCAGAAAAAAAAGAAGGGGCGAACAAAAAAAGUCUUACGGCAGAUUACCAUUGCCUUUCCUGAACUAUAGUCUCUGAGAGAGCAGUGAACCUCAUGUAAUAAGGGUGAACCUUCUGUUAGCCACGUGUCCUCUUGCCAGCAUUUGACAAUCCCUUCAUAGCAUUUCUCUACCAGCCACUUACAUGGAUCAGAAACUUAAAAUAAACCACACAGUGCUCUAGAUAAGAUCACAUAUUGAAUUUCAGCACAGUGCCUUGGACAUUCUGGAUAGGUAAAGAACAGGGAAAUGACAUAAAGCCACUUGGAACAGAUUGGGUGGAGUGAAUGUUUGCAUCAUAUUUGCUAUAAGUACAAUGUCUGUUUAAAGGAAUUACAUGAGUUUGUGAAUCUGAAAUACCUACCAGUUCUUACAAGCAUGGAUCUUUUCUGGGGUUUACUCAUCCUCAGCUUUAGGCUGACACUUGUUCACAUCAUUGUGGUGAUAAUGGCAGGGACAGCUUCCACACCCAUGUUGAGGAAUCUCGUUCUCUCUGCCACCCCCCCCCCCACCUAGCACUUUCACUGCUUGUUUUGUCUUGCUGCCCAACUUGCCUAUCCACCGUGAAUGAGCUGCAGUUUCCUCGGCCGAUGCUCCCGUCUCCGUAUCUGAGCAACUGCUGCUGUCCUGACUGUCAGCUCUUGCUAAACCACCUUCACUGUGCUAUAUAACUCCACAUUGAGCUUCUGAGCGCUAAUCCUCUCCAUCACAACCUCUGGCUUCUUUCACCUCCAUAGCAUCAAUCAUCUGCCUAUCACAGCAAAUUAGUUCCAUUCAUCCAACCUAUCAAGACUCUUGGCCAUUAUUAAAUACUUCAAUUAGACCUCCUACUAUUCUUGUAUAUUCAAGAGCAUACUCAUAAUUUAAACCUUUCAGUUCAGGGAUAAUUGUGGUGAAUUUAUGCUGUGGCCUCAAUGGCACCAAAAUAUAUUCCUCAAUCCGCAGCACUGAAAACUAAAUUCACUAUUCAAGAUGAGGCCUAAGCAGAGCUUUAUACUGCUGCAAUACAAUGUCCACUCUUUUAUGUUCCAGAACAUUUGAAAUUAAGGCCAGCAUUCUGUUAUCCAUUUUAAAAAUGUAUAUAUAUUUUUGAUGCCUGCUAGUUUUAAAAACAUUUCUGGGUUCUGAAAUGUCUUACUUUUUGGAAACUAUUCUGAUUUAUCUUAGGUUCAAAACAAAUGAGCUCCCACUUUGAAUUCCAUUUAGCACUGCUCAGUCUAUCAAUGUCCAAUGUCUUGUGCCUGGCACACAAUUUACUGUAUCACCUACUCUAAUGUCAUCAGCAAACUUAAAUGCAAUGCUUUUGGUUGCUUUAUCUUGGUAUGACUAUACUGACAGUGCAGCUCCUGACAAGCACCAGCAGCCAGUCCUUUCAGAUUGGGUGUACUCCCAGUAUGUUUACUAUCUGUCUCCUACUUAUUAAUCAGUUUUCUGUAUCAGGGAGAUACUGGUUCUUUUAUUAUGCAUUCAUUUUUCUAAACAAUUGUUCACGUAGAACCUUAUUAACUGUCUUUUGGAGGUCUGUAUAAAUCACAUUCAUAAGUUUUUCCUCCCCUACUGUUUCUAAGGAAUUAAACUCAAGUCGUUUUGUAUGAAUUGUAAUUGAAAAUCCAUUCUGGCUGUUAAUAAUUAGUGGAAAAUAACAAGUUAUUCUAUCCUGAACAGAUUCUGGUUACUUUCCCCAUAAUAAAUGUCUAUGCUAAGAAGUAUUUAAUUACUUUUAUUUCCAUUUCCCUUAAAAGAAGACUUAGGUUAUUUCAAUAAUACAGUUUUUGCUAGUGAUCCUUGUCAUCUGGGAGGAGAGAAGCAGCAGGAAAUGGGAAAUCCAAAACUGCACUAUCUCCAGCGAUUCUGACUUGCAAAUGUAUCACACAGUGAGAAUGUAGGAAAUUGGCAUCUGGCAACAUUGUGGGGCAAAUGUCAAUAACUUCUGGCUUACCAAGCACCACUCUCUAUUUGGUAAUUAUUUACUAUGCACAAAUUGCCUGCUGCUCUACCUACAUUAAAGCAUCGAACACAUUACAAAAUAAUUAAUCAGCUGCAGAGCAAAUUAGAAUGAACGGAAAGAUGCUAUGUAAAUGCACAUGUUUUUUUCACUUUCCUCACGACUCUACUGAGGAGUGAGCUAGGAUUACGUGCUUGACUCCUGGAAAGAGAAUAACUUUAGUUUCUCUACCCUUUAGCUCAAACUCUGUUUCCACUUAAAAACUACAUGUGAUCUAGUUUCACUUUCAUACAGUGGGAGAUUGAUGAUUAUAUCUCAAAAUCUUGCACUUCACUUGUGCUUCCUAUCCAUAAAAGUUGUUUUGUGUUACAAAUAUUAACAUUUUCUGUUAAUGUUACUAUGUUAAUAGGGAAACUGUUGUCAUCUGCAAUUAUGGUGAAAAUACAUAUCCCAGGGUUUAGGGAGGCAAAAUUCUGUCAACUGUUCUGUUUUACCUGCCAUGGUUUAUUGACUGAAAUAGCAGCACUCAAUUUUCUACUUUCUCUUUGAAGUUGUUAAUUCAGUAUUUGAAAAAUCUCAUGAUCUGAGGCAUCUCCAGCAAUGCUACCUGGAAAAAUGACCUCACUUUCCACACUUACAUAGAUGACACCCAACUCCACCUGACCACCACCGAUCCUGGUUCUUCACAGCUAUUAUUUUGUCAUCCAGUACGAAGUGAACUGUAACUUCUAAUUAACUAUAAAAACAGUGAAGAGUAUCUGCACCAUCUCUGCAGAUUGCUAAAUAUUCUAAAGAUUGGAGUAACCACCUGUGGUUGUAGUCUGUAGUUCUCACUUCUACUCCACCUUACGAAAGUUAUUGAGACAACUCAGUCUUUGUGUAACAAUUGACCUUAAGAUGAGCUUCAGAGUACAAUUCUUUGCUAUCAGUCUAAUACCAUCUUUGUAAUACUGCUGAACCCCACCCUACCUUGACUAAACUGCUGCUGAGGUCAUCAGUUGUGGUUUUUUAUACAAAUGUUUGUACAUCCAUUACAGUUCUCUCCUGUCCUGCCUCCCUUGUUCUGCUGCUCAUGAACUAACUAACAGGAAUUGUCACUCAUUCAUCGAUCCUGGUUUUGCUGACUUAUAUUGGUUCCUAGUUAGCAAACACUUUGAUUUUAAGAUGCUAAUCUCUCCAUGGCCAUGCCCUUUCCUAAAUCUGCAGUCUUCCCCCUACCCCUUUAACUCUUAAUUCUCUAAUUUCAGGCUUUGCUUGUCCACAAAUUUGACUGAUCUACCAUUGGUGGCCAUGCCUUCAGAAACCAAAGCACAAGUCUCUAGAAGUUUCACCCUUGAAUGUCUGUUCCUUUUGCCUCUUCUCCUUCAGCAGUCUCCCAUAAACCAACCUCUUUGAUGAAACUUUUGGACACCUUAAUUUUAUUUGUUUGGUCACACUCCUGUGAAGUGCCUUGGGAUAUCUUGCUGCCUUGAACAGAAUAUAAUGGAAAUUGUUGUAAUACACCCCUGUUAUCUUGUUUAAUAACAUUAAAGUUUUUUAUA
Mobula hypostoma (lesser devil ray) is the source of this 6015-nucleotide messenger RNA. Its product is annotated as ras-related protein Rab-32-like. Gene Ontology annotation, biological process: phagosome-lysosome fusion; endosome to lysosome transport. Gene Ontology annotation, molecular function: GTPase activity; GTP binding. Gene Ontology annotation, cellular component: trans-Golgi network; phagocytic vesicle; lysosome. Bases 136 to 792 code for a protein of 218 amino acids. NCBI's taxonomy places the organism in Eukaryota, Metazoa, Chordata, Chondrichthyes, Myliobatiformes, Myliobatidae. The record is from RefSeq and is a predicted model, not a curated record. The transcript has 3 exons.